Messenger RNA from Python bivittatus (Burmese python), 1441 nucleotides. NCBI's taxonomy places the organism in Eukaryota, Metazoa, Chordata, Lepidosauria, Squamata, Pythonidae. The record is from RefSeq and is a predicted model, not a curated record.
UCCUUCCCUCUUAAAGGGCCAUGUCUCUUUUGUCGUCGCUGCUGCGGCUGCCUCAGCGAGGCCUCGUCAUGACCGCCGUGGCGACAAGACACCGCCUGAGGCUAGCGGGGCCCCGGCCGGACAGAAACGGAGGCCAGUGCCGAGGAACGCCCCGCCGAGCGGCAGCGGGAAGAGCCGUCACCGUUGGCAGCGGCCUUAGCCUAUCAGCCUUCUUCCUUUUCUCCGGAGAAGCUACGAAGAAGGAUGAGGGGGACACAGAGGAAGGAGAGGCAAAGGCAGACGCAGAGGACGCCAUCAUUCUUCUGCUGAAAAAAGCCAAGCUCAACAUCAUGAAAGGAGAAUUGGAAGAAGCGGAGCGCAUCCUGCAUGAGGCUGCCUGGCUCUCUCAGCAAUCGGACAACAAAGCGGCCAUUAUUUACACGUACGAUAUGAUGGCGAACUUGGCCUUCAUGAGAGGGCAGCUGGAGCACGCUGAAAAGCUUUUCAAAGCAACCAUGAGCUACCUGCUUGCCGGGGACGUAAAGCAAGUAAGUGCCCUUCGAAUCUCGAAUAAACUUUUCCCUAUUUUAUUUUUGUUGGGCAGGGACAAACUAGCCCUUGCUGGCUAUCAGUUCUGCAUCCUGACCCUGGAGGAGAAGAUUGCGAAGCAGAAGGACCUGGUCCCGGACGCCUUGCCAGAGGAAGAAAGGGUCAACACCCACCUUCUGCUUGCCAUGAGCCUGGACUCCUAUGCCCGCUAUCUGCUGGCUCACAGUCAGGCGGCACUAGCCCAGACGAUGUACGAGCGUGCCCUGCAGAUCGCGAUGGAAAUUCACGGGGAGACACACCCUCAGACGGUGGUGGUGAUGAGUGACUUGGCAACGGCUUUGGACUCCCAAGGGCUCUACGACGAAGCCCACGCCCGAGUGAGCAGGGCGGCAGAAUUGGCCCAGCAGACCGAGCACCCGGAGGCCCACGUGAUCUUGAACAACCUGGCCGGAAUCCUCGUCCAUAAAGGAGAUUACUCACAGGCCAGGCGAGCAUACAGGGCUGCCCUGGAACAGGCGGAGAAGUCUGGGGAUGGCGUUUCGGUGAGGUACAUCGAGAAGGAACUGGCGCAGCUGGCCAAGAGGAAGAGAAUGCAGUCGAAGGCCAGCGCCAAUUCGCAGGUGGAGGACCCGGGCAAGGCUGGAGCCGAGGCACGGAGGGAGUGACCGCGGCUUCCUGCAGCUGCCCUGUGAGAGCGCCGAAGAGCCUGCCCUACAACAUGCUCCUUCUGGCUGUAAGGGCAAUGCGUCCUGGACUGCAUGGGGCAGCCCUCGGUCUGCGCAGUGCCCAAGGGGAGCGCAUGGGACUCCUAGAGUGCAAAGCAUGAGGAGGAUGAACCCGGUUUCUGGAUCCCAAGAGGGAAGCUCCAGUUUGGAUCCACGCACCGAAUAAAGCGAAGAUAGCCACAGCUUAA